Syngnathus acus (greater pipefish) is the source of this 1129-nucleotide messenger RNA. Its product is annotated as T cell receptor alpha chain MC.7.G5-like. The transcript is spliced from 7 exons. Lineage: Eukaryota; Metazoa; Chordata; Actinopteri; Syngnathiformes; Syngnathidae. Bases 68 to 853 code for a protein of 261 amino acids. The record is from RefSeq and is a predicted model, not a curated record.
GGUGCAUGUGUGAUGUCACUGCAAGAGGAAGUGAAGGCCCUGCCUCCUCAGCUACAAGUCAGUGCUCAUGCAGACUUGGAGUGCAGACAUGAAUCGUGCGCUUGUAUGUGUGCUGAUGGCCGCUUGGAGCCUCGGAAGCAACGGCCAGACGGUGCACCAGCCGACACCGGACGUGCAAACAGUGGAGGGUGAAACAGUGACGCUGGAAUGUAGCUACGGCAGCUCAGCGAGCAACGACUACAUCUUCUGGUACAAACAAGAAACAAACGCAGCGCCCGAGUUCAUCCUGAGCCAAUUUAAGGUCGGUCAUGGCAAGACGGAGGAAAAGUACGAAAAGAGGUUUCACUGUAGAGUGAACGCCAGUACCUCGCAAGCUCCUCUGCAUAUCGACAAUGUGAAGCCCAGCGACUCGGGAGUCUUCUACUGCGCCCUGCAGCCGACAGGAAAUUGGAGAUUAGUUUUUGGAAUUGGAACUACUGUGACAGCGGAGGCCUGGAAGGAAUUUAAGCCGUCCUUCUACAAAAUGGAGGCGCGCAAUCUGAAUGCAUGUCUUGCCACCGGCUUCAGCCGACACAAGGCCACGGCGAAGGCGGGAAAAGGACACAUGUUCGAGGAGUCUCAUCCCGUGCGAAUAUCGGACGAUUCGCUGUAUAACCAGUUGGCGCUGCUAUCCCAUAACGACACGUGCGAGGAAGGUGACAGCGGACCAGGACGAUGCCCGGAUGCGUUGGGUCCAGACAAGACGGUGAAUCUCCUCUCCCUCGCUGUCCUCGCCCUACGCCUUGUCUUCGUCAAGACGCUCGCCAUCAACUGUGUCAUGACACUGCGUCUGUGCUUUGGCGCGCUGGAGUAGCCAUGCCACCAGCUUCCUCCUGUUUGAAGUCAUUGCAGAGAAGGAGGUCUCACAUAAAUAUGUGGAGGCAAAGGGCAGCAACUGCUCCAAAGCUUUCUGUCCCAUCUCAGGGUGCUCCUGCCUCACACACACCCAAAACUGUGUGAGAGUGGAGGCGCCAAACUUCAUCUGGUCAGAUGCCACUUCCAUCAGUUUUUCCUGGUGAGUGACAGGAAGCUUGCUUCUCUUUGCUUCAGACAAGAGAAAUGGGUUUCUCACCCAAUUCAGCUGUGCAGA